CGACAUGUCCUUGUCUGUGCCUUUUAAUCGGCUAUUGGAAAAUAAAAGGCAUUCCCAGUCAGUCCGCGUCUCAUAUACACCCAGUAGGAAAUUGAAGGUAAAACCGUAACGGAGUGUGGAAAUAUACCCAAUUUUGACUGAACGGGGACUUCUUUUCCACCGCUAGAAGAGGCUCAUCUGGCCACAACAACUGGGCUGGAGCGCAACGUGUCUGCAGGUGGUGACACCGCAGUAGUCGCGCUGAGUGUGUGUGUGUGUGUGUGUGUGUGUGGAAGUGGUCGCUUUCAUGGAGCUGCUGGAGCGAUCAUCUCCGUGAUUCACGCCCGGAUUCAGACCCAUCGAAGACGGCAUCGUGGAUAUGGCAUGGUGCAUGCCGCUGGGCCAAGUUUCCAGCCUCUGAAAAACACAGGAAUUAUGGACAGUCAUCCUCUGUGCAAUAGACUUUGUCCACACUCCCUGGACAAAGAGGAUGGAGUCGAGAGACAAGGUCCUGUCACUUUGAACCCUCGACACAUGAGGAAGGCAUUUAAAGUCAUGAAUGAGCUGCGCAGCCAGAGCCUGUUGUGUGACGUGACUAUAGUGGCAGAAGAUGUAGAGAUCUCUGCUCACAGAGUGGUUCUGGCUGCUGGAAGCCCUUACUUCCAUGCUAUGUUCACUGGGGAGAUGACAGAGAGCAGGGCAAAACGAGUGAGGAUAAAGGAGAUGGACGGUUGGACUCUGGGCCUGCUUGUAGACUACAUCUACACAGCAGAAAUACAGGUCACAGAAGACAAUGUUCAGGCACUCUUGCCUGCAGCAGGACUGCUCCAGCUCAAUGAGGUGAAAAAGGCUUGUUGUGAGUUCCUGAGCUCCCAGCUCCAUCCGUCCAACUGCCUGGGGAUUCGAGCCUUCGCUGACCUACACGCCUGCUCCCAACUCCUUGCGCAGGCAAACAGCUAUGCAGAGCAACACUUUACAGAGGUGGUUGGAAGUGAAGAGUUUCUUAAUUUGGGCAUGGAUCAAGUGUCUAGCCUGAUCUCCAGUGACAAGCUCACCAUCCCCACAGAGGAGAAGGUUUUCGAAGCAGUGAUAGCUUGGGUCAACCAUGAUAAAGAUGUCCGCCAGGAACAUUUGGCUCACCUGAUGGAACAUGUUCGACUGCCGCUCCUCUCCAGAGAAUACCUGGUCCAGCGGGUGGAGGAGGAGUCCCUGAUAAAGAACAGCAGUGCAUGUAAAGACUACCUGAUUGAGGCUAUGAAGUACCACCUACUGCCAGCGGAUCAGAGAGCUCUGAUGAAGACCGCUCGCACUCGCAUGAGAACUCCAGCCUGUUGUCCUAAGGUACAAACACAGUCUCAGGUGAUGGUGGUUGUUGGAGGCCAGGCUCCUAAAGCUAUCCGGAGUGUUGAAUGUUAUGAUUUUGAGGAACAACGAUGGUACCAAGUAGCUGAACUUCCAACUAGGAGGUGCAGAGCAGGUGUGGUGUACAUGGGUGGGUGUGUGUACGGGGUUGGUGGUUUUAACGGCUCCUUGCGUGUGCGGACGGUCGACUGCUACGACCCGAUGAUGGACCGCUGGACGAAUGUGAGUAGCAUGCAGGACCGGCGGUCGACGCUUGGGGCUGCGGUUCUCAACGGCCUCCUCUACGCUGUGGGAGGCUUCGACGGCAGCACAGGUCUGUCCACAGUUGAAGCAUAUAAUGCCAAGACAGACGAGUGGUUCCACGUCUUACCCAUGAGCACCAGACGCAGCAGCGUAGGAGUGGGUGUCGUCAGUGGUAUCCUGUACGCUGUUGGAGGUUAUGAUGGAGCCACCAGGCAAUGUUUAAGUACGGUAGAAGCUUACAACCCUAAAAGCAACACAUGGAGCUAUAUAGCAGAGAUGGGUACAAGACGCAGUGGAGCAGGUGUAGGUGUGCUAAAAGGCUUACUGUAUGCUGUGGGGGGGCAUGACGGUCCGUUGGUGAGGAAGAGCUGUGAAGUUUAUGACCCAGCCUCAAACACCUGGCGUCAAGUAGCUGACAUGAACAUGUGUCGACGCAAUGCGGGUAUGUGUGCUGUGAACAACAUACUGUACGUGGUGGGAGGAGAUGAUGGCAGCUGCAAUUUGGCCUCGGUGGAGUUCUAUAAUCCAAACUCUGAUAAGUGGACGCUACUGCCCACUUGCAUGAGCACAGGCCGCAGUUAUGCAGGCGUUACUGUGAUCGACAAGCCCUUAUGACUGCUCUUCACACCUGCCACUGACUGAGAGCAGAAUGUUUUCUCUCGCCAAACACUGAUCUUGGAUCUACCUACGAUGCCAAUGCUUCAAUGUUGCGCAGCAUUAGCAGAAGCACUGACGACGACGAUGAAGAACAGAGCAAGAUUGUUAUUAGUGAGGGUGAUGAAGAUUUUUGCACUUACCGGUACCUGAAUGGCUGGGCGGGGGAGCCGUUACAAACGACGGUGCCAAACCUGUGUUUUAAUCCGCUCCUGGUCGGACUGCAGCAGUGACUGGACAGCCCAGUUUGAAGCACUACUUUACCACUGCAGUGCCAUAGAAAUGCUACUGAUACGAAGCUGCUGUAACAGCAAAGUUAUUUUAACACUAGUAAUGUUAACUUGAACCAGCUCUGAGACAGACCACUCGUCUAACCUGUGGGAAAGAAGAGCAGAGAAGGACCAUUCUGGACUAAAACUAGUUUCUCCUUGAUUUUUCUUCUCCUGAGAAGUGUGCUUGUGUAUAUGUGCUAGCAUAUAAAGGUGCUCCUUUGCCUGCACAGGUGAGCAUGUGUGUUUGUGCGCAUCUGAGUCUGUGUGUGGUGAAGCCUGGUUCGACGCCGCAUGAACACACUGUCCAACUUUUAAGUAAUUAUAGUGAUGCAGUGAGGCUGUUUGGAGUGCCUGAAUGAAAACACUGUUCCCUUCACUCUUCUACUUCUUCUUCCCCUUUUGUUAAGCCUUGAGUACUGUUACUGGACAGAGCACAGCUGGACUCAGCUGCUUUUCUGGGAUAAAGAAAUAAACUCUGACUUCAGAUCAGUGAGUUGAGUGCGUUGUCUCAGACAAGUGAUGGGAGAAGUUUCAGAAUGUGAUAUACAUUUUUUUUUAUGUAGAGAAACUGGACUUUUAUUUAAAUAUGAACUCCUCUGGUGAGGGGGAAGCCUCAUUCAUGUUGCCAAAAACAGUGACAGACAGAGAUGCUGUUUAAAAGGAAAAACAGGUGGAUAUAUCUGUUCUUUACUGUGGCCUGUCAGCCAUAUGUACUGUGGUUGUAACCACUAAUGACGGAAGCAGCCCGAACUCACUGCAUGGUCCCUUUCUCUAACCUGUUGUCCUUCAGCAGUUCCCUUCCCUCCUUUGGUGUAACAACCCUAUUAACUACUGCUCACCCUGACAUACUAUGAAUGUGCCAAUUUUAAUAUGUCUCCUCUUUUUUGUCUCUCUUAAUUGCUCUGUCACUACUCUGUUCUCUCUUUCUAGACAGUGACCAAACCUCUUCUUCUUGUCUCAUUUUCUCCAGUCUUUUAAUUUUCCUUCUUGCCUCUCCUGCUAUAUUCAAAAUUGCUAUACUAGUAACUGGUAUCGCUAUUUCUCGUCAGUGUAUUGAGGAAUGUCAUGUAGGCUUAUAACUUUGAAAAUGUUUCAAUACUUGUUUUAUAUUAUCGUUAAUAAAUAUGCUUCUUGUAUUUAAAGCUGUGAAAUGUUAUAAUCUGUUUUUAAA
Messenger RNA from Cololabis saira (Pacific saury), 3681 nucleotides. It is a transcript of the gene klhl2, whose product is annotated as kelch-like family member 2. NCBI's taxonomy places the organism in Eukaryota, Metazoa, Chordata, Actinopteri, Beloniformes, Belonidae. Gene Ontology annotation, molecular function: protein binding. The transcript is spliced from 15 exons. The record is from RefSeq and is a predicted model, not a curated record. Bases 364 to 2199 code for a protein of 611 amino acids.